Molecule: messenger RNA, 7073 nt
Organism: Motacilla alba alba
Lineage: Eukaryota; Metazoa; Chordata; Aves; Passeriformes; Motacillidae
Gene: TUB
Product: TUB bipartite transcription factor
Exons: 12
Coding region: 160-1680 (506 amino acids)
Biological process (GO): protein localization to cilium
Cellular component (GO): cilium
Source: RefSeq, a predicted model, not a curated record
GCGAAGCCGCUGCCGGGCGGUGAAUUCCGGCGGCGCCGUGCGAGGCCGGAGGCGGCUGCCCCCAUCGCCGGGGCGGGCCCGGCCGCAGGCAGGUGUGUGAGCGGCCGGCCCUGCCCGCAGCAGCCGAGCCAUGCUGGGAGCGCUGUAGCCGAGCCGGAGAUGGAUGGGGUCAGCAGCAACAGGAACAUGUCUUACAGUAGAUGGAGUUACAACAGUGUUCUGGAUGAUGAGGGGAGCAGCCUGCGUCAGCAGAAGCUUGACAGACAGAGAGCACUGCUGGAACAGAAGCAGAAAAAGAAGCGCCAGGAGCCACUGAUGGUUCAGUCCAACGUGGACAGCCGGGCAAGGACGCGCAGGACGAAGCAUUCGGAGGAGCAGGCCCCGCUGGUUGAAUCCUAUCUCAACAGCAACAGCAGCACCAUAUAUCAUGUGCAGGAGGCUGAACAGGAAGAUGUAAAGGUGGUAGUGGACGCCCAAGCUCCGAAACCAACUAAAAAAACCAAGGCAGCAGCUGCGAGCUGUCAGAGUAGCAGCACCAGAAAGGAGAAAAAAGGGAAACACAAAGGGAUUGAUGGCCCAGCUGCUUUUCAAGAUGAUGUUCAGAAGAUAGGAAGUCAAGUGCAGAUUCUCACUGUUGGGCAGUCUAGCCAUGAUGAAGAUGAUGGUGAGAAAGUGGCUACUGGCCAACAGCAGCAAAGCAAGCAAGAUCUUAGAGCAGCAAUGCAGAAGAAAGGCAUUUCAAGUAGCAUGAAUUUUGAUGAGGAAGAAGAUGAGGAGGAUGAAGACAGCUCCAGUUCUUCACAGUUAAACAGUAACACCCGGCCUGGUUCUGCCACGAGCAAGAAAUCCAAUAAGGAAGCGGCCUCAGCCCCCAGCCCUUCCACAAAUGAGCCUCUCAUAGAUGUGGAUGACCUGGAGGAGUUUGCUGUCAGACCUGCCCCACAGGGGGUCACCGUCAAGUGCAGGAUCACAAGAGACAAGAAGGGAAUGGACCGAGGGAUGUACCCUACUUAUUACCUCCACUUGGAAAGGGAGCAUGGUAAAAAGGUGUUUCUGUUGGCUGGAAGGAAACGAAAGAAGAGUAAAACCUCUAAUUACCUCAUCUCUAUAGACCCAACUGACCUGUCUCGGGGUGGAGAGAGUUUUAUUGGAAAACUGAGAUCAAAUCUUAUGGGAACUAAGUUUACAGUUUAUGACAAUGGAGUAAAUCCAAUGAAAACAACAUCCAGCCUGGAGGCGAGUACCCUGCGUCAGGAGCUAGCUGCUAUUUGUUAUGAAACAAAUGUCCUGGGGUUUAAAGGACCUCGUAAAAUGAGCGUGAUCAUACCAGGAAUGAAUAUGGAUCAUGAAAGAGUUUCCAUCAGGCCACGAAAUGAACAUGAGACGCUUCUUGCAAGGUGGCAGAACAAAAACACAGAGAGUGUCAUUGAGCUGCACAACAAAACCCCAGUCUGGAAUGAUGACACCCAGUCCUAUGUUCUGAAUUUCCAUGGUCGAGUCACCCAGGCCUCGGUGAAGAACUUCCAAAUUAUCCAUGAUAAUGAUCCUGACUACAUCGUGAUGCAGUUUGGCCGCGUGGCUGAGGACGUGUUCACCAUGGACUACAACUACCCAAUGUGUGCACUACAAGCCUUUUCCAUUGCCCUUUCCAGUUUUGACAGCAAGCUGGCUUGUGAGUAAAGGGGCGUGGGUGAGCAUCCUCUCGAAGGAAGCAGUUUGCCAUAUGAUUCCCAAUUCCUGCUGGUGUCGCUUAUGGUCCAUACUAAAAAGGUCAGGGAAAAAUACAGUUGUGGAGGACCACUCUGUUGCUGAAGAGAAAGUAAAAGGAAUCAUCUGAAAAUUCAGGACAUUCAGGAAAUUAUAUUUUCCUUUUUUUUUUUUUCUGUCAUAUUUUUCUGGAAGUGACAUCAAGGUUUUGUAAAUAGGAGUUGUCUCUCACGUCCCUGGUUAUGUUAUGGAUGUGUGCCAUGAUGUACUGUACCGUGGCUCCAGUAGCACCAUGACAGUGGUGUCUUUUUUAAAAAUCCAGAAAGGGAGUGAGCGCUCCAAAAAUUUCUUUUUACAUUUAAGAAUCAUUCCGAGGCUGCAAUCGUACCUCAAGGUUGCAUUCCUGCAUCAACUAAUCAGAGCUUCACAUCAUCCAGCAUAAGAGAAAGAUGAGGAAAAAAAAGAUGCACUUCUUUUUUUUUUUCUUUUUUUUUUUUUGAUUGUGCAAGGAUCUCAUGUAGUAUAAAGCUGAGUCUGAAGGUUGAAAACCUCUACUGGACUGAACUUGAUGCAUCGCUAUUUUACAUGUAGUAGGGCAUGAUGAAUUUUAAUUGCAGUAGGAGGAAAUGGAGAAGUGGAAAGCACAAAAUAAUGUUGCACAAGUCACUUGAAUUCUAAGCUGUCAUUAUGUUUUAACAUCUACAUGCUUUUUAAUUUGUUUCAAAUGGAAAUGUAUUUGCAGUACGGAAAGAAAAAAGGAAAACAUCUCGAUGCCAAGAAAGCAUAACUUAUGUUGAAUUUGGCAUUUCAUGGGCCGGGAAUUUAUAUCCUUGUAUUGCUGUGGUAAUUCAAACACAUAUUUUGUAUGAAGUGAUAUAAACAAUUGGAUAAAGGCACUCUGCAGAGAGUCUUAUUAUUUUGAACAGGCUGUGUAAAGCUGAGGAAGGUAAAUGGAAAUAUUUUAUUAAAUUUGUCUGGCCUUUUGAGCUUUUCCAAUUUGUUGAUCGCAUUUUUUGAACUUUGAGCAACAACCACUUUUCAUAUUUAUUUCCCAUUGUAAGAAUGCUUGAAAUCGAUUGAAACUGUGUAUGUUGUUCUCUGAUGUAAAUGUGCCAGCUACUGAGCUAAAUCCUUCUAGGCAAAUCUAGUGUAUGCUGCAUACAAAUGAGACACUGGCAGGACACAGAAUAGCUUAAAAUAGUGCAGAUUUUGCAUCUCCAUUUUUCUGAUCUAUCUGGAAUAUAUAAACAAAUACCAUUUCAAAACAAAACACAAGCGAAGAACAAGCCAUGGUUAUCUUCUCUCCUGAACAUUUCAAAAGCCAGGAGCUGCAACUCGAAAGCACAUUGUAAAAAUAAUGGUCACAAAUCUUUAGAAAUAAUGGUCUUGCUGCCAUUUUCUGUGCAAUGUUGUCCAGAAUGGCACACAGAGUAAUAGAAUUUAAAUGUUCACCAGAAGGGUGUGGAAAUGUGAGUGAAGUAGUAGCUGUGUUUUAUACUGCAUGUAUCCAGGCCCUCCUUUUUAUUCCUUCUAAACUCUUGCACUGCACAACCAGAGAUUAUGUAAUGUAAAAAUGAGAUCAAAUCUGAUUGUCUCGUAGUUGACAGGCCCUUUUUGACUGUAGGGGACAGGCCAUAAAGCUCUCCUUAAGGUCGUGCCAUUUGGACUGUAUCAUUUCAACUUACAAAAGAAAUAUGCUCUCUUCACCUUUGCCUUCAGCUCUCCUUCCCAGUAUACAAAGGAAUUUCAGAUAAGAGAUGAAAAUAAAUAAUUACCAGCAUUUUUUCUAAUCUUUUAAACAAUCUAUGGGAAGAAAUUCUGCUGGCUUUAAACAGUGUUUUGUUGAUGGACUCAGCAUGUCAAAUAUUCUCUUUAAUUAACAGGAAGCUCUGUCUUUUUUUUUCCCUCAUUUUUUUUUUGCAAGGAGCCUUUCCAUGCAAUGGUAUAAAAUGGAAAGACAUCUUUUGUUUGAGAGGAAGGAGCAUCAGUUCCCUCCAUGAAUGAUUGAAGUGCUGAGUCAUGAGCUGCAGGACGAUACUUUGGCUUUGCACAUGGGUGCUUUGUUUUUCUCUGUAGCUGGGGGUUCCCCACAGUUUCACAUCCCCAUCUGUCAUCUCACUUUGGAUUUUACAGAGAAGGCCCUUAGGCCUUUGCUUACCUCAUCUCAGCCUUUAAAAACUAGCUCCAGUGAGCACCAGAAUUUUUUGUUUGGACUACUGCAAAACCAGUCAGGAAUUCCCAGUGCUGUCAUUCAGGUGCGAUGUGGAUUUGAAGAGCUCUGCAGCAUGGGAAUGGCUGAAUCUGCAUGGCUUGAAUUCUGUGCCUUGCCAGUCACACGCUUACUUUAGAGACUGAGAAAGUGGCACCUGACACAGUUUUCUGCCUCUGUCCCUGCACAAGACUGUGUCAAAGGAGCUGAGUGUCUCGCGGUGCAAAUACACAAUCUGCUGGCUUUAGUGGUGGAGCUGCUUUAGGAAGGGUUAUUUUUAAUCCAGAUCGUAACAAUGGUCUGACUCACAUCAUGACCCCCCAGGGAAUUGGCACGAAGGGGAACUCAUGUGCAGUGAACUCCUGCACAAGGGUGAGAAUGAGGGGCUGGGGAAAGGCUGCAAGUUCAGCUUCUUGGGACAGUUCUGCUGCCAGCACAUUGUGUAACUUCACUCUCACUGCAUGUUCUUCCCAGCCAGGUAUUUUUUUUUAACCUGUAACUGUGCCAGGAGGAAAGUGGUGACUCAAAUUCCCAUCAUCUUAACAAAUCGUACAGGGCCAUCAGCCAACGAGCUGCUGAGGGAAAAACUCCCCACAAUAAAUGGAGGUCACUAGAGGGGGAUGUUAACCUGGGACUAGGAAUGAGGAACUCUCAUUACAUCUGGUUCAGUUAGAACAGGAUUUGCUCCUAAUGCCCUUUGCCAAAACCCUAAUUCCUCACUAUUGUUGAACAUGCUGCUGGGUUUGAUUCACUUGGCCUUCACCAUCUGCUCUGGGAGCAGUUUCAGUGAUUAAUUUUGAAUCUAUAGAAUUUCUGAUGGAUAAUUUUUGCUGGAUAUUUUCUGGUAAAGGUCACAUGCAAGGUGAUUCCACAAGCUUUCCAGCACAUCUCUAAAUUUUGUCCUCCUAACUUGGAAAAGUCAAACCAAGUUCUGUCAUACCUGAAAUUACUUUUUCCUCAUGAAGUCACAUCUUCUUCCCCAUCAGUAAUAAAAUCUUGGUACUAGUGAGUAUUUUCAGAGACACGUGCACACUGAAGUAACCAAGGAGUAAUUAGUGGUACACUCCUGGUAGUAACUUCUGCUGGGCCUGCCUUCAGUGUGCAGCAGGGCAUAACCUUGUUUAUUCAGUGUGACAAAGAACAGAAUGGCCCCGAGCUGUGUAUUUCCUUCACACAGUCUCGGUGAAUGUCUGGAUACGGUAGAUUUAAUGUUAUUUAAAAUCCCAAUAUUGAUGAUUUUUUGCAUCUGCUGUUGAUUUUGGCAGAGUUGUAAACAAAUUCCUUGCCUGAAUUGCUUAUGGGCAAAUGCUGCAUGCUUUAAUGAGAGUUCUUAAUCUAACUUGUCACUCUGUUUACAUCAAACAGUUUCUUCCUGGCCCUUUAUCUAAUUUUCUUCAUCUCUGAUGUUCUGUUCCUUCUCAUUCUCUUUACAAUUCCUUUAUCUGCUCUUCAAGGAUGUGCAGCUCAAAAGUGUUUGACAAUAUUGCUCAGUGAUCUCUCCAGAGAUGAAUAAUGCCUUUGGUGCACAUUCAGUGAUGCUCCUACAAUAGAAGCCUUAUCAGAGGGGUGAAUUUGGCCCUUUGGCUUUUCAGUAGAGUAAAUUAACACAUUAAAAGGUAGCAGAUAAAAAAGCUUGCCUAAAAUAUAAUCAAAAUUUUUCUCAGUAAACAUUCAGUUUCCAAAGCAUUGGUUGCAAAUCAAUGAGCAGAGCUGUCCACAAGCCUGGAGGCAGGCUGUUAGAUUCCCUUUGUAGUGCUGCCUUAUUUUUCCUUUUAUUUUUUUAUUCAAAAGGUUGGGAGUGAUUUUGUGAGCUGAAUUGUGUUGGUGGCCUAAAAUAGUUUAUUUUUUAGAAGCUAGGCACUGCUCUGUUCCUUUUGUAGGAUAAUAUAUGGCACAUAAAUCAGUAAUGUCAUAGGCUCUUGUUAUAAAUUCUGCUGUUAAGAAAUCAGUGAGAAUGGUUUUGUAAUAAUUGCUGGGCAAAUCUCUUGCUAUUCAAGUUGCCUUACAAUAGUGCUGGAGUUCCCAGCUGGCUGUCCUCAUGAGGUCCUAGCACUGAAGCAGUUGGAGUGAAAAGGGCUCUGUAAUAAAAUCUGGUGGCUGCACAAUUGAAAAACAUCAUUGUGGAGUCAAAUAACACCACAGAGUUUUAUCAGUCAUGGGGAACCAGUGUCAUCAAUUCAAACUUUCUGAGGUUUUGCGCCCAUGUGGGGAAGAAAGGAGGGGCUUUAAACAAGCAGAGACACCAGUGAGCUCUCUAAAAGUAUUGGGCAUUAGACCUACUUUUCUGCUAUUAAAAUCCUACCCCUACCUGGGUGAUGCCUUUAAAAAAAUCAGAAAAUCAAUCCAGUCCUUACUAUGGAAAAUCAUUCUCAGUUUUUGUGUCAUACCUUUUUUCAAAUUUUAUUAUUAAAUAAUUUGGGAUUUCACAUAAGGAUAAAACAAGGAUGGGGAAAGAAGAGUUUUUGCCCUGAAGGGGUGAUGAAUCUAGACCAAUAUCAGAUUAUUUUGUCUUUGUUUAUUGUAGUAGGACAAGACAGGGAGUUACCUGGUGUUCUGGGCAGAGAAGGUUUCUCCUAAUGUAUUGCAGGUGUCAGAGGGAAGAUUUUGGGCUUGAUCCUGUGACAUUCUAACUAUUUGCCCCAUACUAUCCCAUUGCUCUCCUAAAACAUCAUUUGUGAGAUUUUUUCCUGCUUUUAUAGAAGCCUGUGCUCACCAAUCAGAUAUCUUUGCUUGGCAAUUAAGGACAGCACAGCAGUCACCUUUAUUAGAAUUAUGGGCUAAUGACUCAGAUUUCUCAAAAGGCCUCAUUUUGAUUACUAGAAUAAAGUAGUUUUUUACAUAUAAAUCUUGCAGUAGAGUUAAUCUAACUGUAGGUGCAGGCUUCUGUUGUAUGUGCUACUUAAUGAAAUCAGGUUCCUGUUGUUCCUCAUGUACAAAAAGUACCUUCCAGGGUUCUGCUCUGUAAGUGUUUGAAAUUAAUUAAUGUAGUUAUUCUUCAGUUCUUUUUGUUGCUCGCCAAGGAACUAAGAAAAGAAUUUGCACAACUAUCUCAAUGCUUUGGUGUUUUGCUAUGAACUAUAGCUCAGUAGCUGAUACUCACAAAUGCCUGUAUAUUGGAUGAAAAUGCAUUAAAACUUAUUUUGUAUGUUGUAUUUUA